UGCUACUGCAGUCUAAGCCGUCUAGAAGAGAACACGCUCCGACACUCGCUCCGAGGUAUUAAGAAGAAUCAGCUUUAAUUGUAGUACUAUGAGGUUGAGGUUCGGCGCGUAUCAGGCGCACGUUGAGCCGGUCCGGACGCCAGUCGACGAUCGGAUCUAGGCCAGGAAGAAGCUCGAGAACGAGCUCGAGUGCGAGCGUGGAACCCGAUGAGUUCCAGGUCAACCGUGGUAUUAGCGUGCAAGUGACUUAAUUAGAGACUUAAUUUGAAUUUAGUGAAGAGAAAUUGGAGGAAAUUAAACCGCUUCAAAAAUGGGAAAGGAACCGAAAGUGUACGCCAGGACAGUAUUAUGGUACUUAGUGUUUGUGGGAUUCGCGGUGAACUACAUGAUCCGGAUCAACAUGAACAUCACGAUCGUGACGAUGGUCAAACAGGCUGGCAGGAAAAGCAGUUCAGCAAGUUCUGAGGAGAUUGCCAAUGGAACUAGCGUAGAUCGAGUUCAGCGUAAAGUGUACGCGUGCUAUGUUGAACGGAACAGGUCGGACUUUAUAGCUGAGGAUCUGGCUAAAAGCUCUGCCAUGGCGUUGCUGCAAAGUGAGCCGAAAGUUCAGUCACCUGAAAAGUGGCUGCUGAAGUUGUUGAAGCUCGACACCAAGGAGGACGGCUUCGAGUGGAACGAGUACGAGCAGGGCCUGGUGCUGGGGGCGUUCUUCUGGCUGCACUGGGUCACGCAGAUCCCGGGUGGCGUGCUGGCCCGCAAGUACGGCACCAAGAUGGUAUUCGGGGUGGCCAACGCCAUCGGCUGUUGGAUGUGCUUCCUGAUGCCACUUGCUUCGUACUGGGAUAUUCGGAUACUGAUCUUUUUGCGGGUCGUUCAGGGUGUGAUUUGCGGAGUAGCAUGGCCUGCUAUGCAUCACAUGGCCGGUCAGUGGAUCCCACCGAACGAGCGAAGCAAGUUCAUCACAGCCUACUUGGGUAGUUCGGUUGGCGUGGCUUUGAACUUCCCCCUGUUCGGGUACAUAAUCUCGUGGACCUCGUGGGAGUACGUGUUCCACUUCUGCGGGAUCUUUGGAACAAUUUGGUAUUUGGCGUGGGUUGUUCUGGUGUACGAUUCUCCGGCGGAACAUCCCCGGAUUCAUCCGAAGGAACGCGAGUACAUCGAGAGUUCGCUGGGCAUAACGGAAAAGUCCAAGGAGCAAGAUCGUCACGAAGCAACUCCGUGGAAGGAGAUGAUGCUUUCGAAGGCCAUGUGGAUGACGGUGAUAGCGCAAUGGGCCGGUAUUUGGGGACUUUUCACGGUGAUGACGCAAGCUCCGAGCUACUUCAACUACAUUCACGGAUGGGAUAUCAAGAUGACAGGACUACUUUCGGGUAUCCCCCAUCUCUGUCGUAUGAUAUUUGCGUACUUCUUCUCCAUGAUGGGAGACUACCUGCUACGGAAUAAUCUGAUGUCCAGGACAAACGUAAGGAAGAUGGGAGGUGCCUCGUGCUGUGUCCUGAAUGGAAUCUUCGUCCUUGGACUAGCCUACAGUGGAUGCCACUCAACGGCCGCCAUUUUGUUCCUUACGUUGGCCACGAUGGCGCACGGUGCCGUUUCCACGGGACCGCUGGCCAACAUCGUGGACAUGAGUCCAAAGUACGCCGGGAUUCUGCUCGGAAUCAGCGGGAUGAUCGGAGUUAUUCCGGGAUUCGUGUCACCGAUCAUCGUGGGAAUUCUCACGCUGGGAAAUCAAACGGUCAAACAGUGGGAGUACGUGUUCCUCAUAACGGCCGGGAUGCUCAUCGUCGGAGGAAUCCUGUACAUGCUGUUUGCGGACUCGACGCAACAGCCCUGGAAUUCGGCCACCGAAGAAGCGCUGGACGCCCGGGAACUGGUCGGCUUGAAGCUCAACGUCGAGGACGCGAUGCGAGAAAAGGAACGGGAAGCGGGUGGCGGCGAAGCAGGGGGAGAACCGGUUACGGCGGAGAUUAUUGAUGAACGCGAAGAUGAUCCGGCAAAAGCAGUAUUAGUUAGAUGAAAGUGUGUAAUAAAA
This is a messenger RNA of Culex pipiens pallens (northern house mosquito), 2032 nucleotides long. It is a transcript of the gene NaPi-T, whose product is annotated as sialin. The record is from RefSeq and is a predicted model, not a curated record. Gene Ontology annotation, biological process: transmembrane transport; monoatomic anion transport. Lineage: Eukaryota; Metazoa; Arthropoda; Insecta; Diptera; Culicidae. Gene Ontology annotation, molecular function: transmembrane transporter activity. Bases 311 to 2017 code for a protein of 568 amino acids. Gene Ontology annotation, cellular component: plasma membrane. The transcript is spliced from 4 exons.